AUGGAGGUGGCAGAUGAAACUGUCCGGCAGCGUAUGUCACGUGGAGAUCACUCCAGUCCCCCUCGAACGUCAUCCUCCCGUUCACCGCGUAGGCGGGAACCUCCAAUACAUGUCAAAGAUGCCGACUCUUCCUCCAACGAGGAGCCCACUGACACGCCGUUCCCUAGCGAUCUGGAGCCGGAGGCUGUGCGUGACUUGUCCGCGGGUGCUGCCCAUGUGCCUGGCUUUUUAGAAAAACAGGUGGAGGGUCUACCGCCGAGAUUGUCAAAUCUGAUCCUGCGUACACUCAUGUCUAUCUUCAUGAUCGGUGGCUUCUCAUUCCUGGUCUAUCUCGGACCGCUCGCGUUAGUUGUGCUGGUCCUCUUUCUGCAGAUGGGCUGCUUCAAAGAAAUCAUCCACAUUGGCCAUUGCGUCUACCGGUCUCACGACCUGCCCUGGUUCCGAACCCUCUCCUGGGUCUUCCUCUUUGCCUCCAACUACUUCCUGUUCGGCGAAAGUCUGAUUACUCGCUUUCGUAUCCUUCUUGCCAAGGAGGUAAGGAUGCAAAACAGUAGUCCCUUUUUUUCACUUUAUGUGACUUGA
Messenger RNA from Dibothriocephalus latus, 582 nucleotides. Lineage: Eukaryota; Metazoa; Platyhelminthes; Cestoda; Diphyllobothriidea; Diphyllobothriidae. The record is from the annotation of a GenBank genome assembly.